AUCGAACACCCACAGUCGUCACCAUGGGCUAGAGCUAUCGAAAGCGCCACGAAGCGGACACCAAGUCAUUCGACGGUUGAUUCAGCGUUCGGCUUCCUUUCGUCACCUUCCCCAGUGGUUGGACCUCGGACACCAAGUCAUUCGACGGUUGAUUCAGCGUUCGGCUUCCUUUCGUCACCUUCCCCAGUGCGGACACCAAGUCAUUCGACGGUUGAUUCAGCGUUCGGCUUCCUUUCGUCACCUUCCCUAGUGGUUGGACCUGUUCUUUUCUUCAAUGCGCCGUCGUCGAUUGUUCUGGUGGAUAAAAGUGGC
Molecule: messenger RNA, 312 nt
Organism: Striga asiatica
Lineage: Eukaryota; Viridiplantae; Streptophyta; Magnoliopsida; Lamiales; Orobanchaceae
Source: the annotation of a GenBank genome assembly